AUGGUUGGUUUGCAAAUUUUCGCCAGGCCGCGUGUGCCCAAACCAGGGAUCGUGAACGAAGAGACAGGCAGCAAACGGCCAGCUUCGUCUGCCCCAUCCACCGAGGUCGUGGUGCGGGUUUCCGUCGGAAAAUGGGCUGGUGAUCACAAGGCUGUGGUUCUGCAGAAGGGCCGCCCCCCACAAAAUCAAAAGAAGUUAUCAGCCGCAGAAGAGCUCCAGCAGUUGCAGGGGGUGUGGGACUUGGCGGAGCUUACCUCGAAAAAAACCAAAGAGAAGCCUGGUGCAGAUGCCAGUGUGGCCAAGAUUUAUGUUCGUGGAAAGCGUGUGGAGGAAAGCCUGGCUGAUGGACGUCGUCGCUUCUUCAAUCUGGUCCUUGCAGAGAAAGCCCGCGACCCAACAUGCAUGGAGCCGGAAGGGCUUGGUGAUGGCCGCUUGAAAGGGACCAAACGCAAGCAGCCAGAUGAAAAUGAGGAGCAAACAAUGGAGAAGCGCCACGCGAAGCCUCCAUUGAAGGGCCCGGACACGCUGGAGAACGGGGGUCCAAAGAACGGCCGUAAAGGCAAGGGCAAGGGCAAGAAGACCAAGAGACACGCUGCAGGUCAUUGGCUGCUUCUCCACCACACGCCCAAGCUUCUGAUCCUCAGAGAUGGGGUUUCCGCUCAAGAGCCAUAUUGGUGGCACCCUGAGGAGCAAGCAUCAUGGAGUCGUGGCGGAGACACGCAAGAGAGCCUGACCAUCAGGUACGUGAAGGACGAGCACACGGAGAAGCUGUCACGACAUGCCCAGGAUCCUCCCAACACCUGGCGUACCAGCAAGGGUGUGGCAGUGACCAUCCUGGCUCCGAAGAAGGGGUGA
This is a messenger RNA of Symbiodinium natans, 855 nucleotides long. The record is from the annotation of a GenBank genome assembly. Lineage: Eukaryota; Dinophyceae; Suessiales; Symbiodiniaceae.